This is a messenger RNA of Hemisphaericaspora subhashii, 3240 nucleotides long. RefSeq names its product Pfk26p (gene PFK26). The transcript has a single exon. The coding region runs from base 1 to 3240 and encodes 1079 amino acids. The record is from RefSeq and is a predicted model, not a curated record. Gene Ontology annotation, molecular function: 6-phosphofructo-2-kinase activity; ATP binding. Lineage: Eukaryota; Fungi; Ascomycota; Pichiomycetes; Serinales; Debaryomycetaceae. Gene Ontology annotation, cellular component: cytosol. Gene Ontology annotation, biological process: fructose metabolic process; fructose 2,6-bisphosphate metabolic process.
AUGUCCACGUCUCAACAAGAACAACAACAAGAACAAGAUGAGGUAGUCCAACAACAAGAAGAAGAACAACUGAAACAACUGGUUCCAGAAUCAGUAGAUUCAUUAUUUUUUACAACCAAUACUCCAUCAAGCUCAUCUUCAACUGAUUCAUCAACAUCUUCAUCCCCAUUACAUAAUCCAACGACAAAUGAAAGUAUACGUAAAUUAAUAGCUGCUAAUUUUGCUUCUCAACAUCCUCCAAUACCUUCUUCACUGUCUCCAUUACAUAAUCAACUUGCUACUCAUCAUAGUCAUCACUCCCAUAGUCAUCUUUCAAAUAAUGACCAACCGGAUACACCACCUAAUAAUACUACUUCUCCAGCCACCACCACCCACAGUCAUAAGAAAUCACAUUCAAUUAGUAUUGCUGUCUUAGCCCAUUCUAAAACAACAUCACCCGCUAAAAAAGUAUCAUUUUCAAAUCUUCAUUCCGAUAAUUCAUCACAAGUGUUUACUUCAAGUAGUAGUACAGAAACUUCAGAAAAUUCAUCUGAUAAUGAUAAUGAAGAUGAAGAUGAAGAAACUCAAGCAAAUACAAUCCAUAAUCAAACUUUAAAAGCACCUUUUAGAAGAGCUAAUUUCACUACGAGUGUAACUCCUUCACCAGCAAGUUUAUCUCCAACAGUCAGUUAUUCAGGUGUAAUUGGAUCAAGUAAUUUAAAGAAUAGUUGUAACAAUAGAAGCAAAUCAAAAUUAAAUAAAUUUAGUUCAUAUGGAGGUGAAAGAUUAUCAAUUAGUAAAAGUUUGGAUUCUCAAUUAUUAGAACAAGUUGAUUCAAAUAGUAGUGUUAAUAGUUUGAUGUUACCGGAAUUCAAUAAACGUCCAUUGACUGAUACCCCAAUUGUAUCAUCAAUGGGUUCACCUAUAACCAGAUAUCAAUCAAGUGAAGAAGAUUAUGAAAGUGAAAAAAAUCAAACAACUACUACAACCACCAUUGCCGAAGAAGAAGAACAUCAUGCUCAUCAUCCAUUAAAGAAAACAAGAAAUAUAUCUGAUUUGAAUUUAAGUGAUAUGGCAAAACGACUUGAAAUGACGCCACUUUCACCACCACGUGCAACUGAACCUGUUUCGGUUGAACCAUCAGCUCCAGGAAUGGUAAACACCGCCAGCACAUUCCUCAAGCAUCCCGAUUUAUCCCAACCAAGAAUCUACCCAAUUUCAAAAUCUGAUUCAAUAAGUCCAAUGACAUCAACCCCUAAUCUUGAUCAACAACAAGUUAAAAAAUCAUCCGGACAACAGAUCACCAUGAAACCAGAAAUCAAGAAAUCAUUACUUAAAGAUGUUCCUGAUGAUAUUAAAGAACAAUUUGAGAAAACUCCAAGUAUAGAAAAAUUAAAGAAUUUAUUAAUGACAAAACCACCCCCAUCAGCCAGAAAAGCAUACACCCUCAAUAUCCCAGGACAAACAUCUUCCAAAAUCUCACCUGAUGGGAAAAUCGCUCGAGUUGAUGUAGGGUCAAAAUUGGUGAUUGUAAUGGUUGGUCUUCCCGCUCGAGGGAAAUCAUAUAUCACUAAUAAAUUAACUAGAUAUUUAAAUUGGUUACAACAUGAUUGUCGAGUAUUUAAUGUCGGAAACACGAGAAGAAAAGAUAAACAACACAAUGUUGGGCCGGAAAAGAAACCACUUCCUGAUCAUACACCCACUGGUGCCCGUUCUCCGAAUCCCGAACACCAUGAGGAGGAGACAGAACAUGGAGAAGAACACGAUGCGGCAUUUUUCUCGCCGGAUAAUAAAGCAAACACCGCCAUUCGUGAAAAAUGGGCCAUGGACACAUUGGACCAAUUAUUGGAUUAUAUAAUUGAUGGACCCGGGAGUGUGGGGAUAUUCGAUGCCACCAAUUCUACGAAAUCUCGAAGAAGAAGAGUAUUGAAUCGGAUUAAUGAACGGUCUGGGGGAGAAUUGAAAGUAUUGUUUUUGGAAAGUAUUUGUAAUGAUCCAAAUAUUUUAGAAUCAAAUAUUCGAUUAAAAUUACUGGGACCUGAUUAUAAAGAAAUGGAUCCAGCUGUUGCAUUGGCUGAUUUCGUCGGGAGAUUACAUAAUUAUGAAAAAGCCUAUGAAACUAUUGAUGAUGCUGAAGAAAAAUCAAUGGGACCCGGUUUCCAAUAUGUGAAGAUUAUUGAUGUGGGGAAGAAGAUUGUUAGUUAUAAUAUUAAAGGGUUUUUAAGUUCUCAAACUGUUUAUUUCUUAUUGAAUUUCAAUUUAUGUGAGAGACAGAUUUGGAUAACAAGACAUGGAGAAUCUAAGGAUAAUGUAAGUGGUAGAAUUGGGGGUGAUUCUCAUUUAACCAAACGUGGUAUUAAAUUCUCGAAAACAUUAGCUCGAUUUAUGAAUUUCCAGAGACAAGAAUUCCGGAAGAUGCAAUUGGAAAGAUUUUCAUCUCGAUUAGAACUUAAAUACAAUUCCAUCUUCAACGAAGAUGAUGUCGCCACCUUGGAUAAUAUCCCCACAGAACCGAAUUUCUGCGUAUGGACGUCCAUGUUGAUUAGAUCCAUCGAAACGGGACAAUAUUUCAACGAUCAACUCUAUUCCGUCAAACAAAUGAGAAUGUUGAAUGAAUUAGGUGGAGGGAAAUAUGAAGGUAUGACAUAUGACGAAAUCCAACAACAACACCCCAAAGAAUUCGAAGCAAGAAUAAGAGAUAAAUUAACCUAUCGAUAUCCUGGAAUUGGUGGAGAAUCAUAUCUCGAUGUUCUUAAUCGUGUUAGACCCGUCAUAACUGAAAUAGAAAGAACUACUGAUCAUUUAUUAAUCAUUAGUCAUCGAGUAGUAUUAAGAAUCUUAUUAGCAUAUUUUUUAAAUUUGGAUAAGAGUUCAAUUGGAGAAUUGGAUGUUCCUUUACAUACUUUAUAUUGUUUGGAACUGAAACCUUAUGGAACUGAUUAUACCAUGUAUGAAUAUGAUGAACAUUUAGAUUGGUUCGUUAAGGCCGAGCCAGAACAUCAGAAGAAUGUACAAGAAGUGGGGAUUCAAUUUAGACAGAGGAAAUAUUCGGUUGUUCCAACUGCUCCACCAUCAUUUUCUUCCAGGAGGGGGAAAUUGAUUAAGAAAGGUGGACCUGGGGCUGCGAUAACACCGGGUGGGGUUGGAUUUGGGAUAGAUAGAUUGCCGACGGGUCUGACAAGGGAUGGGGAUGAUAAAUCAAUUACCAAGAAGAAUUUACAGGAUUUGAGAAGGUUGAGAAAACCAGCUGCUGCUAGAUAA